Messenger RNA from Aspergillus homomorphus CBS 101889, 2402 nucleotides. Its product is annotated as FAD-binding oxidoreductase. Gene Ontology annotation, molecular function: D-lactate dehydrogenase (NAD+) activity; FAD binding; D-lactate dehydrogenase (cytochrome) activity. Bases 92 to 1912 code for a protein of 606 amino acids. Lineage: Eukaryota; Fungi; Ascomycota; Eurotiomycetes; Eurotiales; Aspergillaceae. The record is from RefSeq and is a predicted model, not a curated record. Gene Ontology annotation, cellular component: mitochondrion. Gene Ontology annotation, biological process: lactate catabolic process. The transcript has 4 exons.
GGUACUUGGACACGGGUUUCAACAAUAGGAUGUCGAGACCUUGAAAACAAGAAUUGCUCUCACUCUUCUGACACAGGACUCGACACUCGCUAUGAUGAGGUCUUACGUCUUUCGUGCCUCAAGGGGCACCAUAUGCACCCUACAACCAAGGGCGGGCGCUCGCUGCACCAAACUUGCAUCGAUUGAGCUCCAGCGCCGGGCAUUCAGCAAAGCCACUCGAUAUACCGCUGAAGAAAAGUCUCAAUCUUUCAAACAUCAAUUGUAUGAAAGCACACAGCAGCGUCUAAAGCGGGAGCGCGCUGAGCAAGAGCGUUACUCACAGUAUCAGACUCAGUCCCAGGGCGGUCGCUAUGCAGCUGUAAUGUUUGCGUUGACCUUCUUUUCGAGUGGAGCGUAUUUCUUAGGCUCCUUGAAACCUGCGAGCCUCCCUACGUCAUCGACGACGCCUUUAUUUGAAGCAGAGCCACCGAAACACAACAUCUCCCCCUCAAAUCUCCAGGCUGCAUGGGCAGACUUUGUUGAUAUCUUAGGAAAGGAGAACGUCUCUACGGAACAUGGCGAUUUGGAGGUGCAUUCCGGGUCUGACUGGUCUUCGUAUGCUCGGAAGGAUGAUGAAAAGCCGUUCCUUGUCCUCUAUCCUUCGACUACGGCUGAGGUAUCCCAGAUCAUGAUAGUGUGUCAUCGGCGUCUAAUUCCUGUCACGCCGUACUGUGGCGGGACGAGCCUGGAAGGGCAUUUUACACCCACAAGAGGCGGCGUGUGCAUUGAUUUUCGUCGCAUGAACAGUAUUCUAGAUCUCCACAAACGGGACUUGGACGUUGUGGUUCAGCCUGCCAUCGGUUGGGAAGAACUAAAUGAGAAGUUGUCCGAGGAUGGCUUGUUUUUCCCACCGGACCCCGGCCCUGGUGCUAUGAUCGGCGGCAUGGUCGGUACAGGCUGUUCGGGAACGAAUGCUUAUAGGUAUGGGACCAUGCGCGAGUGGGUACUUUCCUUGACCGUCGUCCUUGCCGAUGGAACAAUAAUCAAAACGAGGCAACGUCCGCGGAAGUCAAGCGCUGGGUAUGAUCUUACUCGGCUCUUCAUUGGCAGCGAAGGCACCCUUGGGCUUGUGACGGAAGCAACGCUCAAAUUGACGGUUAAGCCUAAAAGUCAAAAUGUCGCCGUGGCAAGCUUUCCUACAAUACAAGAUGCAGCGGAAUGUGUCACUCGUGUAGUAGAAGAAGGCAUUCCCGUGGCCGGACUGGAAAUCUUGGAUGACGUCCAGAUGAAAUGCAUUAAUUCCAGUCAGACGACCAGCCGACAGUGGAAGGAGUCGCCUACGCUCUUCUUUAAAUUCGCAGGAACACCCCUGGGCGUCAAAGAACAGAUAGGUCUCGUGCAAAAGAUUGUCUUAUCCACAGCAGGAAAAUCCUUUGAGUUUGCUCGCGGUGAUGCGGAAAUGCAGGAGCUAUGGAGCGCCCGCAAGCAGGCUUUGUGGAGUGUCAUGGCUAUGCGUAGAAGCCCAGAAGACCAUGUUUGGACGACGGAUGUGGCAGUGCCUAUGAGCAAACUGCCCGAAAUCAUUGAGGCUACGAAACAGGAUAUGACUGACAGUGGCCUCCUGGCUGGUAUAUGUGGCCACGUUGGAGAUGGCAAUUUUCAUGCGAUCAUCCUUUUCAAUGAUGAUGAGAAAAGAACGGCGGAGGCUGUGGUUCACCGCAUGGUGAAACGAGCUGUGCAGCUGGAAGGUACAGUGACAGGAGAACAUGGCGUGGGUCUCGUCAAGCGGGAUUAUCUCGAGCAUGAACUAGGAGAAUCCACCGUGGACGCAAUGCGUCGGCUGAAAUUUGCCUUCGACCCUCUUUGCCUGCUUAACUCCGAUAAGGUGGUUCGAGUGGAGCCGCCGACAGGCGGAGAGAUCAAGAACUGGUGACGAGAAGGAUGCUUUUCUACCUGGUGAAGAAAUUGAUCCUGAAACUAGGUAUCGUCAUAUGUGACUUGAAGGAUCGGAGGGUUGUCUUGAGUCAAAGGCAUUUGCCUCAGCAUCCUUAGCCCCCAUGUCCCCACCGCGACCUGAGGAAGAUGAAGUCUUGACAUGUAGGUACACUCAUGAUCCUUCCUAUCGACCUUCUAUGACCUUCAGGUGGGCACUGGUCUAUUCAUCUUGCACCGCCAUAUUGCUCCAUUCUUUCCUGUCAUAGGGUCGCCAAUGAAGUCGCGGCGUAUGCUUGGUCAUGUAAUGGCUUCUCCUGCAGCAUAUACUUUCUUGACAUUGAGCUGGCAUGGGCCAUAUUAUGACUCAUGUGUCUGUACUCUUUUAUUAUCGAGCUAGUGUUCCUGAAUCCGGUGCCAGGGAGCCCAGUCUUUUGUUGUCGAGUGGUCUACUCAGUCAAGAGAUCCGCAUCUGAUGUUACGCUCCGUUG